UCAAAAUUUCCCCCCAAACCCACCAUCCUUAACCCCCGGCCCGUCAAUCACCUGCCACCCCCACCAUCCUCUGAUCACGUACUCUGGCGAGCACCACCAGGACUGCCACUUCACUAGCAAACCUGCACGACCACCACACCGUCGAACACCCACCGUGAACAGUCGAUUCACGUUAUUUCUUGCAGGGAUAUUGUGAGUGUUUGUGUUUAUAAGAAACCAAAUGUUGUUAACAAACAUGAAGUCUAAUGGCAUCUCUCAUGGUACAAAUCAUAGUUCUCCAAAGCCCUCAGGAGAAAGUGUUAACAUAAGAAAAGUUGAAACAAGUGUUGAGAAGCAAGAAGCAAUGGGUGUUAAAAUCACCGAUCAAGAAACUGUUUCUCCCAUCGGAAAAACUCCAAAACCUGAACCUUCAAAUUCAAGUCCUGUUAGCGCAGCAUCAGGCUCGGCUUCUCAUGAAGAAAAUGUCAAUGCUGGUCUACAUAUGUCAUCAAACACUAAUAGCUUUCGUUCCCCUAUCAACAUACAGCGAUCACAGGUUGUAAUGGGGCCACGAUGGAAAGGGAAAGGGUCGGAAGCGAAAGCACUUGCAAAUCCCAUUUCGAACUCCAUUUCAGAUCUUCAAUCGUCUCUACUCAAAUCCAAUUCUCAAGGAAUACUCUCAGGCUGCAGCGUUCUUCUUGCAACUAAUCCUCAACAAACCGAGCUUUUAAACCAAACCUGUUUCGGUCGACCGAUUAUCACAGUUGACAAACAUAAACAGUGGUUUCAGUUUACUUUAGAGGAAGCCUUUUAUCUAUGCUUUUCUCUAUCAUGUAUGAAGAUAGUAGACGGUGAUCAUAUUCUAAAAUCAAAUGACGAGUUAUGGGAGUAUAUGGUUUCCAAACAGCCAUAUUUCAUUAACAGUUUCAAGGCUUAUUCUCAUCUACGGGUCAAGAAUUGGGUCGUGAGGUCUGGGUGUCAGUACGGUGUUGACUUUGUCGCGUAUCGUCAUCAUCCUUCACUUGUUCAUUCUGAAUACGGUGUGCUGGUGUUCUCUGAUGGGAAUGCGAAUAAUCGGUUGAGGGUUUGGUCGGAUUUUCAGUGCACACUUAGGCUUUGUGGUAGUGUCGCAAAGACAUUGUUGAUUCUUCAUGUAAACAGAAAUGGUGAAAAUGGGAUUGGUUCUUGUUCUUCACCUUCUUGUUUAGACAGGUUUAGUGUUGAUGAGCGGACCAUCACACGAUGGAGUCCAGAACGAUGCAGGGAGGAUCAACAAUGUCUUUGCAAAAGUUGAAUGAUUGUCUUGAUAGAAGAGUGUCUUGAAAGUAAUUCUAGGGGCAGUUUGGUUUGUGGAUUGUUUUAAAAAGUUAAAUGAUCGUCUUAUAUCGAUUUGGUGUUUGAAAA
Messenger RNA from Helianthus annuus (common sunflower), 1383 nucleotides. Its product is annotated as tRNA-splicing endonuclease subunit Sen2-1. Gene Ontology annotation, biological process: tRNA splicing, via endonucleolytic cleavage and ligation; tRNA-type intron splice site recognition and cleavage. The record is from RefSeq and is a predicted model, not a curated record. Gene Ontology annotation, cellular component: tRNA-intron endonuclease complex. Bases 221 to 1273 code for a protein of 350 amino acids. Gene Ontology annotation, molecular function: tRNA-intron lyase activity; nucleic acid binding. Lineage: Eukaryota; Viridiplantae; Streptophyta; Magnoliopsida; Asterales; Asteraceae. The transcript is spliced from 3 exons.